Molecule: messenger RNA, 570 nt
Organism: Symbiodinium natans
Lineage: Eukaryota; Dinophyceae; Suessiales; Symbiodiniaceae
Source: the annotation of a GenBank genome assembly
AUGGGCUGCGGUGACAUCACAUGGCAUCGAGGGCCCCGGCGCACCCCAGUCCGGGCGCUGCGCCGCUGCACGUGGCAGUGGGACAGGACUAGCAGCUGGGCGCGCCCGGCGAGUCUCGAGGAGCUUCGGCGAUGUCUCGCCCGCAAGACCUCGGCAGUGCGCCGACUCGCCUUGCGACGGUCUCCCCGCUACCGGUCUCGACAGCAGAGGUGCCCAGCGCUGCUCGUGGCCGAGGAGCCUUGGCAUGACAAGCUCCAGGGAGCGCCGGCCGUUUUGGCGAUGUCGUCUCGCAAGGCGAAUGCGACGGCAGCUUUGGCCGACUUGCGGAGGUCUCUGCUCGGUGAAGGCUGGUCGGAGCUGGCCCGGGCCUUCGCCAAUGGCCCGGAGGCGCUGGCGGGCAGUGGCAAAGCAGACCGAGGCCACUUGGGCCGCCAUGCUCGCUCCUGGACGCUGCUUCUACGACGUGAAGGCGUGAGGGGCCUUGCUCAGGAGCACUCGCCUGCGCUGCCGGAUGACUGCUCCGCCGCAUGCACGUGUACUCCUGCGAUUGGCGAGCGGGAGGUCACCUAG